Molecule: messenger RNA, 492 nt
Organism: Protobothrops mucrosquamatus (brown spotted pit viper)
Lineage: Eukaryota; Metazoa; Chordata; Lepidosauria; Squamata; Viperidae
Product: 2',5'-phosphodiesterase 12-like
Biological process (GO): nuclear-transcribed mRNA catabolic process, deadenylation-dependent decay
Cellular component (GO): mitochondrion
Molecular function (GO): 3'-5'-RNA exonuclease activity
Source: RefSeq, a predicted model, not a curated record
GUUUCUGUCCUUCAGUCUCAAAAUGAUUCUUCAAGAAAGAUUUGUGUAGCCAACACUCACUUGUUUUGGCACCCAAAAGGUGAAAAUAUCCGUCUAAUCCAAGUUGCAAUAGCAUUAUCCCAUAUUAAGCAUGUGAUCAAUGACAUGUAUCCUGCUACACCUCUCAUACUCUGUGGGGACUUUAAUGCCACGCCAUCAACUGGAACAUAUACUUUUGUCAAUAGCGGUAGUAUUACCGAAGAUCAUGAGAGCUGGGAUUCAGAAGUUAAAGAGCAACGGUUUGCUAUGUCUCUAACCCACCAGUUCAGUCUUAAAAGUGCUUGUGGAGAACCAGCCUACACUAAUUACGUUGGAGGCUUUCAUGGAUGUUUGGACUAUGUUUUCAUUGAUGCAAAUGUUUUGGAGGUUGAACAGGUAAUUCCACUGCCAAGCCAUGAAGAAGUAACUACCCACCAGGCCUUACCAAGUGUUUCACACCCAUCAGAUCAUAUA